Coffea arabica (coffee) is the source of this 2404-nucleotide messenger RNA. Its product is annotated as probable protein phosphatase 2C 27. Gene Ontology annotation, molecular function: cation binding; protein serine/threonine phosphatase activity. Lineage: Eukaryota; Viridiplantae; Streptophyta; Magnoliopsida; Gentianales; Rubiaceae. The record is from RefSeq and is a predicted model, not a curated record. Gene Ontology annotation, biological process: protein dephosphorylation.
AAAGCACCCCCGUUCUGGCUUUUUACUCCCACCGUUAAUUCGGCCAAUAGGACCAAUACACUACAACGCCAAUGGCCGCGAUCCGCCGCCCAGCCCUGUCAUAGUUUCAUUCCAAAGGCACCACUCCCCCAUCUCUCCCAUCAACACCAACACCCCCGCAACGCGCCACAGCUCUUUGCCCAAAAAAAAAAAAAAAAGAGGGGGGAGUGAAAAACCAGGUCAUCCGGUCAACUAUAUUGGCCACCACUCAGUCUCCACCACGUGUCAGUAAAUCAUGCUCAUCGUCUACGCUUAGGUGGCUUUCUGCGGUUGCUAAAAAUAUCAUUCGGUUGCAUUCAUUUUUCAUUUUUUCUGCUGAGAAAAAAGAAGUUGCUUUCGAUUUCAGUCCUGGGGAAGGGGAGGAGAAGUUAUGAGAUCUUAUUUUGAUCUUAUGUUUGGAUCAGUUUGGGCUUUUAUUGCUAAUUUCCUAUUUGGAGUCAGCCAAAAGGAUUAGAGUAAGGUUCUUGAUUGAGUUUGCUGGGAUAUGGUUGAGGAGUUGACGAAUGCUGGGUGCUGCCGAAUUGAUGUAGGUGUUUCAUUUUGAUUAUAUCUUCCGCAUUUUUUCAGACAAUCAACCUCAGUCUUCCGAAGAUUAAGGCUUUUUGUAUGGCGCAGCCGCUAUAACUGAUCGAAGUUGGUGUUAUUUUCAUAAAUAACAAAAGAUUUGGUUGAUUUGCUUCUCCGCCAUUCUGAAUCUAAGGAGUUGUAGUUUAGAGUGCUGAUUUUCUGUGGAGAAGGAUAUUCCGAGAUAUCGGUAUCUUCUGAGGAAGGAACUUAGUUGAUGAUCUGGAAUAUGGCAGCUGGUACUGAUUGUCCGCCGCCAUUCACUGUAUUAGACAGUGGCUAUAUUAAAGAGAGUGUGCCUCAAGUAGAGGAUGAACUAUUGGAGAGUUAUGAUGACUUGAAAGAGACACCAAAUGAACUGUUGGAGGGUUCUGAUGACUUGAAACAGACACCAAAUGGUAAACCUCCGCGACAUUCUGUAAGCUCUGCUACGUUGCUACAGCCAAGUGAUGUUGAUUUUGAUCUGACAGUGUGUGGACAGAAGUCACCAUCUGAUGGAAAAUCAAGCUUCCUACCAAUUUUUCGGUCAGGGUGCUGUGCUGAAAAAGGGCCCAAGCAAUAUAUGGAGGACGAACAUAUAUGUAUAGAUAAUCUAUUUGAACAUUUAGGUGAAACUGCAGGUUUCCCUUCUCCUGGAGCUUUCUAUGGGGUUUUUGAUGGUCAUGGUGGUACAGAUGCUGCAAUAUUUAUUAGAAAGAAUAUUCUCAAGUUCAUAGUCGAUGAUUCUUCUUUUCCAUUGUUCUUGGAGAAGGCAAUUAAGAACGCUUUUCUAAAAGCUGAUUAUGCCUUUGCUGAUGAUAGUAUUCUGGACAUCUCCUCUGGCACCACAGCCCUGACUGCAUUGAUAUCUGGAAGAACAAUGGUAGUCGCAAAUGCAGGUGAUUGUCGUGCUGUGCUGGGGAAACGAGGUAGAGCUAUUGAGCUGUCAAAAGACCACAAACCAAACUGUACAUCUGAAAGAAUUCGAAUAGAGAAACUUGGAGGUGCCGUGUAUGAUGGGUACCUAAAUGGCCAAUUAUCUGUGGCACGUGCAAUUGGAGACUGGCACAUGAAGGUUCCUAAAGGUUCAUCUUGCCCUCUAAGUGCAGAGCCAGAGUUGCAGGAGAUUCUUUUAAGUGAGGAUGAUGAGUUCCUCAUUAUGGGAUGCGAUGGUCUUUGGGAUGUCAUGAGCAGUCAGUGUGCCGUUACAAUAGUAAGGAAGGAACUAAUGAUUCACAAUGAUCCUGAAAGAUGUUCAAGAGAAUUGGUUAGAGAAGCACUGAAGAGGAAUACCUGUGAUAAUCUGACGGUCAUUGUGGUUUGCUUUUCACCAGAUCCUCCGCCUAGAAUAGAACUGGCCCCAACUCGGGUCCGAAGGAGCAUAUCAGCAGAAGGACUGAAUCUUCUUAAAGGUGUAUUGGAAUUGUAAUUUGUAAGAAUUGUAAUGUACAAGGAUAACCGAAGGGAACAUUGGACUGGUGAAAAGAGUUGGGUGAGGUAAAGGAGGACAUCUUAAUCGUGGGAUAUUUUACAUCCAUCGCCGGACUGGUGAAAAGAGUUGGGUGAGGUAAAGGAGGGCAUCUUGAUGGAUGGGGAUAUUUUACAUCCCUAGCUGCUGCUGCUGCUGUUUCAUUUGCCUUGAUGUAAUUUUGGAUCCUUUGUACUGCAGAUGUAUGUGUUGUACCAUUAGGAUGAUUUGUCAUUUGAAUUCCGGUGGCACCCAAAACUUCCCCUGAUGUACAUAAGUAAGAAGAUUAGUCACUGUUGGCAAUGAAGUCUGGAUCAGUUAUUCACUUUAGGAGUAAAUGAUCAAUUUUCAUCU